Messenger RNA from Xyrauchen texanus (razorback sucker), 1290 nucleotides. RefSeq names its product sepiapterin reductase-like. Lineage: Eukaryota; Metazoa; Chordata; Actinopteri; Cypriniformes; Catostomidae. The transcript has 3 exons. The record is from RefSeq and is a predicted model, not a curated record. Bases 33 to 845 code for a protein of 270 amino acids. Gene Ontology annotation, biological process: tetrahydrobiopterin biosynthetic process. Gene Ontology annotation, molecular function: sepiapterin reductase (NADP+) activity.
UAGCUUCUCUGAAGACUUCUCAGCAGUUGGAAAUGGAAGAAAUUUUCUCUCGGGAGCCCAAAGAUCUGGGCAGAGCUCUGUGCAUCAUCACGGGGGCUUCAAAGGGUUACGGACGGACGCUGGCGUUACAGCUGAGCCUCCUGCUGAAGCCCCGGUCCAUACUGCUGCUGGUGGCCAGAUCCAUUGAUCAGCUCAAUGAGGUGAAGGACCACAUCAUGGCCCUGGACGACAGACAGAAGCGGCUGGAUGUCCGCUGCGUGCAAGCGGAUUUGGAGAAGAUGGAAGGUGUGGAGAAAACAAUUCAGGCGGCUAAAGAGACUUCCUCGUCUGAGGUGGAUCACUUACUCCUCAUCAAUAAUGCAGGGUCCCUGGGUGACGUGUCUCGAUUGGCUCUGACCUUCACUGACCCCACGGAGGUCAACCGUUACCUGUCCCUGAACGUCAGCGGAGUGCUCAGUCUAACGGCCGGUGUCCUGCAAGCGUUUCCUCGUCGUCUGGGUCUCCAGCGUACGGUGGUGAACAUCAGUUCUCUGUGCGCGCUCAAGGCGUUCCCCUCGUGGGUUCUGUACUGCACCGGUAAAGCGGCCCGCGACAUGCUGUUUCGCGUGCUAGCAGAGGAGGAACCUGACGUCAGAGUGCUCAGUUAUGCGCCUGGUCCUCUGGACACAGACAUGCAGGUUCAAGCUCGCUGUUUCUCUGGAGAUCUGAAGCUCCGUCGCUCUUUCUCCUCCAUGUUCUCCUCAGGAGAGCUGCUGUCCUGCGAGGAGUCCGGGGCCAAACUCAUGAAACUCCUGCUGGAUAACGAUUACCCUUCAGGGGCCCAUGUAGACUUCUAUGAGCUCUAGAACAAGAUCAAACUAACACUUGUCAAUGUUUUGUACAUAUAUCAGCAGCUAUUUCUAUCAUUUGUAUUAUAUGUUGUUAUUUUUUGUUAUCAGAUUUACGUCAAUGAUAAAAUCGGUAAAUUUCAGCAUGCACUGUUUUUUUAAUCUGAAUAACUUCGACUAUUUUUGACUAAAUCUGUGUGAAUGCAGCUGAGGACCUCUAGUGGAUCAGAAGAGAUCUGCCGGUCAAAGAAACUUUUUUAUAAAGGGGCAAAAUUGAUCCCUGGAUUUGAUUUUCAGGGGCAUUUUCUACCUUUAAGAUGUUUGUUUUUUGUUUUUUUUACCAUUAAAAUAAAAUCUCAAACAAGUCUCAUCCGUUGACUAUAAUUUAAUCCAUUUAUUAAUACAAUUUCUCAAAUAUUCUCAAUCUGAGAAUGUAUUUCCUCUCACCCUUAAAUCAACAUCA